UCGAAAUUGUUAGAGAGUCUUUCCCAACGAUGUGAUGUGAUUUAACUUCCCUAUUAUUGGUUAGUUGAUCAAGUUUGAUCCUGUGAAGUGCGUAGUAUGUGGGUUUGACCAUGAGGCCCAUAAGAGUACAAAUCUUCCCAACUCAAUAAUUCAAUCCCACACGUUCCUUAAAAGUCAAAGAAAUGUAUAGCUAUGCUGAUAUCUUGCAGUCAAGUUCGACUGCUUUGUCUCUCCCUCUCAUUUUACAGCUUUCAAAAGUACUUUUCUCUCUUCUCUCUUCUCUUUCUGUGUAACUGUCAGUGAGAGAGAGAGAGAGAGAGAGCUUUGGUGGAAGCCAUGGCAGUGGGAAUGGGAGUGAGGAGUGAAGGUGGAGAGGGGUACAAUGGAAGGAUGACAUCCUUUGUAGUGUUAUGUUGCAUGAUAGCAGCCACUGGAGGUGUCAUCUUCGGCUACGAUAUUGGAAUUUCAGGUGGAGUGACCUCAAUGGAGCCAUUUCUGAAGAAAUUUUUCCCAGAGGUGAAUACUAAGAUGAAAGAGGACACCGAGAUUAGCAACUACUGCAAAUUUGACAGCCAAUUGUUGACCUCAUUCACAUCCUCCCUAUAUUUGGCUGGCCUCAUCGCUUCCUUUUUUGCCUCACCAAUCACUAAAGCUUUCGGACGCAAGCCAUCAAUCCUUGCAGGAGGGGCUGCAUUCCUCACAGGUGCAGCUCUCGGUGGUGCUGCUUUUAAUGUGUACAUGCUAAUAAUUGGCCGCGUCUUGCUUGGCGUUGGGGUUGGCUUUGCAAACCAGUCAGUCCCACUAUAUCUCUCAGAAAUGGCUCCACCCAAAUAUAGAGGUGGAAUCAGCAAUGGCUUCCAAUUGUGCGUUGGCAUCGGUGUUCUAUCAGCAAACCUUAUUAACUAUGGCACCGAAAAGAUCAAAGGCGGAUGGGGUUGGAGAAUCUCCCUGGCUAUGGCUGCAGUCCCUGCUUCAAUUCUAACUCUAGGGGCCCUUUUCCUCCCAGAAACACCCAACAGCCUUAUUCAGCAGAACAGUGAUCAUCAAAAGGCAAAGUUGAUGUUGCAACGACUCAGAGGCACAGAGGAUGUCCAAGCUGAACUUGAUGAUCUCAUCAAAGCAAGUGAGAUAUCGAAAACCAUCAAACACCCAUUCAAGAAAAUCAUACAAAGAAAAUAUAGGCCUCAUCUUGUCAUGGCAAUAGCUAUACCAUUUUUUCAACAAGUAACAGGAAUCAAUGUCAUCUCCUUCUACGCUCCAGUGCUUUUUCGAACCAUAGGUCUAGGCGAAAGUGCGUCACUCUUGUCCUCGGCAGUUGUGGCUGGAGUUGUGGGUAUCAUCUCAACUUUCAUAUCAAUGAUGAUAGUUGAUAAACUUGGCCGGAGAGUUCUACUUAUAGUUGGGGGAAUACAAAUGCUAGUUUCGCAGAUAGUUGUAGGAAGUAUAAUGGCAGCUCAACUAGGAGACCAUGGAGGGGUGGGAAAAGGGUACGCAAUUGUGGUUAUAAUCUUUAUCUGCAUCUAUGUUGCUGGAUUUGGUUGGUCAUGGGGUCCUUUGGGAUGGUUAAUUCCAAGCGAAAUUUUCCCAUUAGAGAUACGAUCAGCUGGGCAAAGUAUUAACGUGGCAGUGAACUUUCUCUUCACUUUCGUUGUUGCUCAAAGUUUUCUUGCAAUGCUUUGCCACUUCAAAUCUGGGAUUUUCUUCUUUUUUGGGGGUUGGGCUGUAGUGAUGACCGGAUUUGUUUACUUGUUCCUACCGGAGACUAAGAAUAUGCCAAUUGAACAAAUGGAUAGAUUGUGGAGGGAACACUGGUUUUGGAAGAGAAUUGUGGGAGAUGAGUAUGAGGUGAGUAAGUUGGAGGGAGUAUAAAAAGUGGACUAUCACUCCAUUAAUGUUCUAAUUUUGUUGCUACUUUAAUUUCACUACUUGCACAGUUCAAAAAAUAAUAUAUGUGGCAAAAGUAAUGCCAUGAUAUCAAAUUCUUAUGUGUCA
Camellia sinensis is the source of this 1992-nucleotide messenger RNA. RefSeq names its product hexose carrier protein HEX6. Lineage: Eukaryota; Viridiplantae; Streptophyta; Magnoliopsida; Ericales; Theaceae. Gene Ontology annotation, cellular component: membrane. Gene Ontology annotation, molecular function: monosaccharide transmembrane transporter activity. Gene Ontology annotation, biological process: monosaccharide transmembrane transport. The record is from RefSeq and is a predicted model, not a curated record.